AUGCUUGAAUUAACAUCUGCAAGGGCUGCUGAACCCUCUACAACACACAUUGCAAUUUCGGAGGUUGUCCUUUCUCCAGGUUCUGAACCUGGGGUGGAAAGCCUUGUAACCAAGGCCACAUCUUCCGUGCAGCAGGAGCAUCAGGUUCCAAAACAAGAACCAAAGCAAACUUCCUCUCUCAGAUCAAUAUGUAAAUCCCUCAGUAGCAAAUUAGCUAAAAACGAGUUUUCCAAACAAGAAAGUGGUCUUGUUAAAAUAGUAGAGCUUAUGCGAUGUGACGGAAUAGAACACCGGGUUCAAAAUUAUCAAACUCUCGACAGAGUCCGAAAUCAAUUAUUUUCAUUUCGUGUACCUUCUUCUCAAGCUCUCGUUCAAGAAAUUGUUUGGAGCGACUUCUCAUCCCAAUAUUUUAAAUCUAACCCAAAUAAUUCUCCCCAAACCUCACAAUUUAAUAAGGAAGUCAUCAGGCUGCUGGAGAAAGAGGAAAUAGAGCUUCGUUUUAAUCUUAAACUUGUCACAACUUGCAGUACGUUUAGGCCUUCCAAACAAUCUUUGGAAGUACAAGAAAAUUCUUGUAACGUACCACUGAAAACUAUUAUUGGAGGACAAUAUUAUGACAGCAUUUAUGUUUGUGAUUUGAAACAAUCCAGCUCUCGAACCAAAACGUUUAUAAUACUGGAGAGCUUGAAUGUUGCAGAAAACUUUGACUGUAAUCAGUCCAUUCAUGUUUUUAGGAUUUACGGUGAAAGUCUAUUUACAAGGAAUGUAUUUCAAUCGUGCAACUUUUCAGAUAUUUCAAUAAUUGUAAAUAAAUAA
Molecule: messenger RNA, 816 nt
Organism: Naegleria lovaniensis
Lineage: Eukaryota; Heterolobosea; Eutetramitea; Acrasida; Naegleriidae
Exons: 1
Coding region: 1-816 (271 amino acids)
Source: RefSeq, a predicted model, not a curated record